Messenger RNA from Nylanderia fulva, 3491 nucleotides. NCBI's taxonomy places the organism in Eukaryota, Metazoa, Arthropoda, Insecta, Hymenoptera, Formicidae. The record is from RefSeq and is a predicted model, not a curated record.
GAGAGAGAAAGCUUUUUCUCGAAAGAUUGGUGGUGAGACCUUAUCAACAACGGCGGCGAUCGGCGUCGGAGUGCAGCCGUUAUCAUCCGGCUACCAUAGCACAGUGCCACCCCAAAACGGAAGGGGUGGUUCGCCACUUCGUGUCGCGGCGAUGGUAGCAGCUGCCUCCGCUACGGCCACCGCCACUGCCAGCGUGGUGGCCAUGCAGGACCGCCAGGAUAUCCCCGCGCAAUUCAAUCAAAUGCAGAGCCAACACGGAAUGCCCCCCCAAUCGUACAACUUGGGGUACGGCCAAAGAGGACCAAUGACAGGAAUGGGGCCAGUCGCGAUGAACAACUUUAACGGCAUGGGCACGAUGAGCCCGAUGCAUACUAUGAAUUCCAUGAAUUCGAUGAACAGUAUGAAUGUCGUGAACUCGAUAAAUCCUAUGACAAUGGGAGGCAUGAACGGUAUGAACAGUAUGAAUGCUAUGAACGGAAUGACACCCAUGAACUCCAUGAGCAAUAUGGGUAACAUGGCCAUGAACAACAUGAUGGGACCCAACAAUAUGCAAAUGAAUAAGAUGCAGGCUCAGCCGCAUCAAGGCUAUCCGCGAAGACUAGCGCCCUACCCGACCCCGAACAUACACAUGACGCAAAAGCGACAGCAGGUUCCGUACCCGAAUCAGAAUCCAGCGGCUAUGCAGCAGAGUUUCAACGGCAUGACAGCGUCACAAUAUCCGAACAACUAUCCUACCCCGACGAGGCCGAACUUUCAGCAGCAGUAUCAACCUAUGCAAAACAUGCAUCCUACGGCGGCCGGUUUCGGGCCCGGCGCAAUGAUACGAGCGACGAAUAUGAGGCAAACAGGACCGGCUUACAAUACCGCGUCUCAGACGGCCGCCGCGAACCAAUAUAACUACGGCGGUAACGGCGUUCCCGGUGUUUGCAUGGUCCCACCCACCUCCGUCGGCAAUCAAUUCGUCGGUCAUCAAUCGAACACGGGAUAUGGCGGCGGUAACGCGUCGUACGGCGCGUCCAACGUAGCGACCAGUCAAUAUCAGCAAGAUGUAGCGUCGAUGAGAUCGACGAACGGGGGUAAUGUGAAUUAUCAGCACAGUCCUAUUCCCGGCAACCCGACGCCUCCGUUAACACCCGCCACCAGCAUGCCGCCUUACAUCAGUCCAAAUCCGGAUAUCAAGCCUAAUUUCAACGAAAUGAAAUCGUCGAACAACAUUCAAAAUGAUGAAUUGAGACUAACAUUCCCCGUGAGAGAUGGCAUUAUUCUUCCGCCCUUCCGUCUAGAGCACAAUUUGGCUGUUAGCAAUCACGUAUUUCAACUGAAGCCUACAGUACAUCAAACGCUAGCAUGGCGGUCGGAUCUUGAGCUACAGCUUAAGUGUUUCCACCAUGAGGACAGGCAAAUGAGUACGAAUUGGCCGGCGAGUGUGCAAGUCUCCGUUAACGCGACUCCUCUCGUGAUCGAUCGCGGGGAGAACAAGACUUCCCACAAGCCCCUCUACUUGAAGGACGUCUGUCAGCCAGGAAGGAACACAAUACAGAUUACCGUAGCUGCGUGUUGUUGUGUAAGUUGUGUGAGGGCGCCGAUGAUUAAAAAAUCUUUUUUAAACGAGAUAAAGUAUAAUUUCCAGUCACAUCUAUUCGUACUCCAACUGGUUCAUCGACCCAGUGUACGAAGUGUGUUACAUGGAUUGUUACGUAAGAGGCUUCUGCCAGCGGAACAUUGUGUGUCAAAAAUCAAAAGGAAUUUUAAUAACACAUUGAACAAUGGUAUACAAUCGGACAAAGAUGUAGUGGAACAAACAGCACUAAAGAGAGAAGAGUCAUGCGCAUCUUGUUAUGUGCAGGUACCUUUAAAAUGUCCUAUCACCUUCAAACGUAUUACACUGCCAGCUAGAGGACACGAGUGCAAGCAUAUACAGUGCUUUGAUUUGGAGUCAUAUUUGCAAUUAAACUGUGAACGAGGUAGCUGGAGGUGUCCAGUAUGCACGAAACCUGCGCAACUAGAAGGUUUAGAAGUCGAUCAAUAUAUGUGGGGUAUUUUGAAUACAUUAAAUACCGCGGAAGUUGAUGAGGUAACGAUAGACGCGCUCGCAAAUUGGAAACCAACGAAGAACUUAACCACUAUUAAGUCCGAGGAAGAAAACGAUUGUAAAAGAACGACCAAGGCUAUGUCACCGGGUAGUAUGAAUAUGCCGACUAUGAACAGUUGGGAUAUGAAUCCAGUUAUGAGUCCUUAUAUGAAUCCGCCCGAUAUGAACAGUAUCGUAAGCGGCUCGAUGAUGAACAACGCAUCUUCAACUUACGCGAAUAAUAGUAUAAAUCACAGGAAUACGUCAGGUGGAACAUAUGAGAUAAACUCUGGAACAAAUACUAUCGGCAAUAAUGAUUAUGUCAGUGGAGCGGGUCCAUUGUCGCACUUAAAUGAAUCCGUUAACUCUUUAGAUCCUCUCAAUGCUAUGGAAAAGUCGCUCAAUGAUCAGAUGCCACAUACUCCGCAUACGCCACACACUCCGCAAUCUACCCCUCAUACACCGGCUGGUGGAGCCAGCGGUCCACCAAGUGUUCCGCCUGCAUCGCAAGAAUCCACAGGAAAUCAUAACACUUCCGGCAAUACGAAUAUAAAUAAUGACACCGCGACAGACAUACCAUCGGAUUUAAAUUUCGAUCCCGCUGCAGUUAUAGACGGGGAAGGUACCGGUCAAGAAGGAUUAAAUCUGUUGCCAGACAAUGUGGACGCAAUGGAACUACUCUCGUAUUUAGAUCCACCGGAGCUAAAUACUCCACCUAGUAGUGGCGCUAGUAGUGGUAAUCCUUCGAGCAAUGAUGACCUAUUGGCACUCUUUGAAUAAGGAGAAAAGGGAGAGAUACGAAGCGAGUGGAUAUCUUGUGACGAUGUAAUCAAACUAUGACCCCCCUCCCCCCUCUCACUUUGGAAUAAAGUGAUGAGAGAGUUGAGAUCUCACUGCAAAUGUAAUUUUUGACUAUUUUUGCGCAAAUUUUUCAGGAUUUUAUUUCCUUACAUGAAUUGCGCAAAAUAUCCAAUUUCUCACACUCUAAUAGCGAGAAAAUACUUCUCAUAAGUCUAUUGGAUGCAAGGAUUUGCGGUGAAGAAAUUUAUAUUUUUGCGCAAAUUUUUCAGGAUUUUAUUUCCUUAAAUGAAUUGCGCAAAAUACCCAAUUUCUGACACUAAUAGCGAGAAAAUACUUCUCAUAAGUCUAUUGGAUGCGAGCAUUUGCGGUGAAGAAAUUUAAAUUUUAUGGGGGUCACUAGGUGCUCUCACCUAAUCAAUGGUACAAAUAAUCUUAGUUAUAAUUAUAAUAUUCCUAUUCAAGUUAAGGUUAAAGUUCUAGGAUUAAAGAAAACGAUUUUUAAUGAUAACACUCCAUACUAGCACUUCCGCUGAAGAUAUUAUUGCAUAAACGGCAUUUUACUUUUUAUCGAUUUAAAUUGUAUUAUAAAAAGUAUAUUUUUAAUAAUUGCAUUCAAUAA